AUGGACCCAACAACACUUGGAAGAGGCAAGGCACAGUUAAAGAAGAAGCCUACAAAGAAGCAAAAAGGAUCUGAUGAAGAAGAUUCUACUUAUGUGCCACCUGAUGAGCCAAAGAAGCAAAGAGCAAAGCGAAAGUCAGUUCAAACAGGUGUGAUUCCUAGAAGAGUACGGGCAAAGAAAACUGGUGCUGAAUUGCCUAAAAGCAAAGAUGAAAAGAAAGAAAAGCAUGUUGAAACAUCAAAGGUUGCUGAAGCAGAAAAGAGUCAAAGUGUUGAGAUUCCAAAAGAAGCAGAGGUGCAGAAUGUUGAAGUACCGGAGGUUGAAAUUCAAAAGAAAAGUGUUGGUGAUGAUUAUGUUGAGAUUACGGGAUUCAAGGAAGCUACACCUCCACUACCUCCACCACAAGAUCAACCUGAAUCCUCUCAACAAAGGAAUACAACUUUUGAAAAUCUAUUUGGAGAUUCUCCACCUGCAACUGGAGUAUUCAGAGAAGAUAUUCCAGAAGAAUACUAUGAUAUGUUCAACAAUGAAGCUGUGAAAGAAUUAUCAAAGAAAAUUGCUGAACUAGAAAAGGAGAAAGCUAAAGCUGAAGCAGAGCGUGACGCUUUAAAGAAGCAGAUUGAAGAGCUGAUGAAAGUAAGUGAUCAAAUUAGAAUGGUCUUGAUAGAUCAAGAAGAAAAGAUAGAGAAGAUGGAAGAUGAUGUUGAAGAUAACACAAAGCUCUUUAAUGUCAUGCAAGAAGAAAUUUCUGAGAUGAAUAAAAAGCUAGCAAAGAUGAACGAUAUCAAUUAG
Molecule: messenger RNA, 792 nt
Organism: Helianthus annuus (common sunflower)
Lineage: Eukaryota; Viridiplantae; Streptophyta; Magnoliopsida; Asterales; Asteraceae
Product: myosin heavy chain, clone 203-like
Exons: 1
Coding region: 1-792 (263 amino acids)
Source: RefSeq, a predicted model, not a curated record